Molecule: messenger RNA, 5118 nt
Organism: Poecilia latipinna (sailfin molly)
Lineage: Eukaryota; Metazoa; Chordata; Actinopteri; Cyprinodontiformes; Poeciliidae
Gene: cunh2orf42
Product: chromosome unknown C2orf42 homolog
Exons: 9
Coding region: 3060-4964 (634 amino acids)
Cellular component (GO): nucleus
Source: RefSeq, a predicted model, not a curated record
UUUUUUUUUUUUUUGCAUUCCACUUUUUCUGCGGUUUUUAUUUGGAAGCCUGUUAUGUAAAUAGCCAAACAGUCUGUUUAAUUGUACUAAAGCUGUAUAAAGACAUGUUCAACGAGAAUGCGUGCUUGCUCCUGGUUGGGGGAAACCGAUCCCGGCACCUGUUUGAAAGUAGCAUCUCUGUCCAGUGCUGGUAGAAGCAGAGCAACAUUUCACUCGUCCAGCAGACUGGAGGACAAGCGGCAUUGCUAUGUAAUGCAGAAGUCUUUAGAUUAAACUUAAAGGAAAAAAACGAACAAAAAAGAAAAAAAAAACUUUAUAAUUUAAAUUAUUGUUUUACACCAUUGUAGUGAUUGUUUUUAUAGAUUCCGAAACCUACUUCUAGCGCUCAAGACUUUUGCAGCUUGUCUACAGUCAUGUCCGUAGAUUUGGAAAAUCCAUUUUGUUGCCUUAUCAAGUUCAGUUACUUUUAAUUUAACCAAAAAAAUAAAUAAAAAUAAGAGAGUAGGCGGUGCCUAUGAAUGUUUUCAGCCUACGUUUUUGAGAAGAUGGGUUCUGUUCAUAAAUCAGUGAUAUGGUUUGUGUUUUUGCUUUGUCCCAUUAAAAAAAACAAAAACAAAAGCUGAUGUUUAUAACAGCUCACAUUUACACCGUUUACUUCUCACCUUUGGAAAUGACUUGAUCAAAUCGAACGCUUGUUUGCAAUUUGCAGCUAGUUUCCCUGGAAACAAUGUUUGAAAAAAGUUUUUUUAACUGUACAAUUGAAGGUUGAAUCUUCAGAUGUGCUGUUUUUUUUUUUAAAGGCUCAUAGCAGUGUUAAGUGGCCACUGAAAAGUUUUCCAGACUUAAAUGGAAACUUCAUCAUAUAGUGACAACUGUUGCAGAUCUACUUGGUGCCUCGAGCUGAUUUGGUGAACUCGCCUCUCCUCAUUUUAUGAAAAGCAAGAUUUUUGUUUCGUUGUUUAAAGGUGUUUUGGAGUGAAGAAGAAGAAACUGUUCUGAGAUAGGCAAUGGUCUCUGCAAUUUUAGUCAAAAGGUGCUUUAAGCUGAUUAUUCUGAAUCAAAGGAUGUUUUUUCCCCCACAACCUAGAAUUCAGUCUGUUUAAAAACCUAGAUCAGAAAUAGUUUUAGCUCAUUUUUUCUGACUGAGUCUUAAAGUCACAGAUUUUCUCCCCAUUUUUUUUUUUUUUUUUUUUUGUUCUGCGGUAUCCAGUUCCGGCCAACUUUGAGCUGUCAACAGAUUCUAAAAUAUUUCAUUAUACAGCAGGAUAAAUGGACCACAGUGACUGCUAAACAAGCCCAGACCAUCACAACCCCACCUCCAUGCUUGACAGCCGAUUUGAGAUGUUUGUGACAAUAUGUUUCACCAAACUUCUCUAGCCUCAUAUGCACAAAGCACAAUGUUCAAAAAGUCUCUUUGUUCUCUUGGUUCCAUCAGAUGUGAUUUUGCAAACUAAUGUCUAUUUUUUUCAGAGGGCAGGUUUUCUCCUGGCAACUAUACCAGAGUGGUCAUACGUCUGCAAGUUAAUAUGGUCACUAAUAUUAACAUUUAGCUUUCCAAGUGAGGCCUAGGGUGUCUGAGAUGGAGCUCUUGGGUUUUGUAAUUUUUCUGACUGCUUCACUGUCUGACCUUAUGAUGAGUUUGCUGGGAUGUCUCAAAUGUUUUCCGGCAGACGAUGUUUCAUCCUUUAAGAUUUGUGGCAUUAAGAGUUUAGAAAUUUGACUGUAGAUAAACGGUAACCACUGGUUAUUUAAGGUCCUUGCUAAAAAAAGAAAAAAAUAUUCUUUUUUUGUUAGCAAAGUGAAAAACAUACUUUUAAGGACAGGUAGCAGGUGAUCACUUAAUCAAUAGCAUUAGCUUGACGACACCAAGCUGAUUUUUUUCCCCUCCCCAAUUUGGCUUAAUUUUGUUUAAUAAGUGACUGUAGAAUACGCUUUUGAAUCUUCUGUCCAAAAACAUUCUACAACCAGGUUAAUGCCGUAUUUUAAUUGUCAGGAGUGCUUGCAUGGGCAGAAUAAGUUGAAUUUUUAAUACAGAUAAUGUCUUACUAAAUAUUGGACCAGCUAAUUUUAGAAUACAACAUUGGUCAUUGGCGAUAUUACAAAUAUAAAACGGUGAUAAUGUGAUCAGGUUGGCUAAAAGUUGAAUAGUUUCUGCUACCAUUUUCAUACUGCAGGUAGGUUUCAGCAUUUUGUCGUCUUUAUAUGUCACGACUCAUGAAGAAAGUUGGAAACCGUCUAUGGACGUGACUUAAAAACAUAACAAAACAGGAUAUUACUCAAAAGAAAAGCGCGUAACACAACCCCCAGGAGCUCGUUUAUCCUGCUCCCGGUUUAAAUCAACUACAUGUACCGUGAUUCCUCGCUUCAGAAGCGCACGUCCCCUGUCUGUUCUCCACGUGAUAUCCACCAGCCAAUGGGGAGGUCCGUUACAGGCGCAAUGCGGGUAUCUGGAUGUAAGGAGGAAUGGCGACGGUCGAGACGAUUUAGGAGGCCAGAGUGAAGCAGAAUUUGACCAGAGGCUGAUUAGAGGUAGUUCGAGCAUUUGCUUUUCAAAUAUUCAUAGAGAAAUAGGCUAGAUUGUAUGGUACAAAAGAUUCUGUGUAGCAAUUCUGCACAUGCUUGUUACAUUUGAAGCACUCAGAAACAUUUGAACUGAUGUAAGAUCAAUGAGGCAGUGUUCUUUUAUUACAAGUUUGGUAUUAAAGAUAGUAUGCAGUGGUGUAUGGGUUUUUGCCCCCCACUAACUCUCAGUGCCCCAGAAAAAACGCAACUGGACAAUGAAUUAUGUGUCACCAUUUAAUGAUUUGUUGAUGGUACUAAGUUUUUAAAAAGCACAGUUAAGAUUAAAACUUUUCUCUGUGAUGCUUGAUGACAUCACAAGAGAUUCUGGAAUUAACUUGAAUUGGUGAAUACUAUGGCAGAGGAGAGAUUUUUGCUUCAUUUUUAUAUAGAUUCUAAAGCUCUUGAGAUGCAAGAGGUUAAACUUUUUAUGCUCCACCUUGACACCAAAUUACGAUAAAAGGCUUGUUUAGCUGAAGUCUUUAUUUUAAAACCCUGAAAUGGACAGUGAAGUCAUCGUGUCCUCCUCAUCGGCCUCCCCUCAAACUCCCGUCACCCAGUCCAGCUUAGCUGCAAAGCAGCGAGAAAGCAGGAGGUCCACGGCCACAACUCCCGCCUUUCUCUCCAACCUGGGUAGGGCUACCCUGCGGGGCAUCCGCAAAUGCCCUCAGUGCGGGGUCUACAACGGCACCCGUGGGCUCAGCUGCAAGAACAAAGCCUGCGGCGUGACCCUCAGAGAUGCCUCGGCGGGCUGCAAAAGCGGCAAGAAAGGCGCAGUGGAGGUGGUGAGGGUGAUAACCGACAGCGAGGAGGAGAGUUUCGGGAAGGAGCAGGAAGCAGGAGGCGGAGGUGCGCAGGUGUUUUCGGUGUGCCACAGAAGUAGAGGAGCCACGCAGUGGGGCUUCGUGGAGCUGGUUCCCACAGACACAGCCAUAGCGACCGGGGAUGGAGCCACCCUGCUCACGCGCAUCAACCUGGGCCGCUGCUUCCUGCCCUCGUGCAGGCAGGGCGAGAGGUCAAGCAAGCGCGAGCCAGACUCGGCGUCGACGGAGCCGUCCUCCGACAGCCUCUGCGUCCACAUUAAGCAGGCCAUAGACUGCCGGAGCCGCGCCACGCCGCUCACCUUUAAGAGCUCCGUCCUGGAGGCCUUACAGGCUUCCAUCCAAGCCAGGGAGGAGCUGUGGCGGCUGGCCACCGAGUCCCCCGGGCCUCUGGUGCAGCGGGUUUCUAAAGACACCCUGGUGGUGAAGUGCCACACGGACUCGCAGCAUCCUCUGGGCCUGCUGCACCUGACGGUGGCUCAGAUAGAAACGCAGAAGAACAACAGGAGCGUGUUUCACUGUAGCUGCCAGCUCAGCGCAGGAAGGAUGAAACAUGGCGCGGAUGGAGCUGGCUCUCUCCCGGCCUCUUCCCAGCCCUGCCUUCACUUCUACGCCUGCGUGUGCGCCUUCUCGAGCAACGAGAAGCUGGCGGCAGAGUUUGCGGCUUUCGUCAACUAUUCCUCAGUUGUACAGCAGAACGCUGCCGGUGAAAAACCCCUGCAGCAGGCCGAACCCAACAACUCCCACCACAAAGUGAAGAAGCAGCGUUUGGAUGAGCCGGCCUCCGCGGCGGGGAAAGAAGGCGCCCCGGCCUCCGCUCUGAGGAAAGCCGGUCAGAGGAAAACCGCUGGUGGGCUGAAGGCUGCAGGCAGUGCUCAGGUUGUGGACGAGCUCUCAGUGACGAUGGGGUUCCAGCAGUGGCUAGCCAGCGUGACCGAGAGGAUCCAUCAGACGAUGCAUUACCAGUUUGACGGGAAACCCCAGCCGUUGGUCUACCACAUCCCCCAGGAGUUCUUCAACGCCCUCCAGCAGCGUCUGUCACUGGGAUCUAAGAAGAGAAGACUGCCCAACCUCACAACAGCAUUUGUGAAGAACGACGGACUUCCUCUGGGCUCCUUCUCCAAGUACACCUGGCACUUCACCAAUCUGCUACACGUCAAACACAUUUUUGACACUCCGGAGCUGCCACUGGAGGUCACUCAGAGUUUUGUAAAGAAUCUGGACGGCUCCUACUCUCGCUUUCACCUCCCUGAGCUGCCGCCCGAGCCAGAGUCAUUAGACGGAUACAGAACGGAGCGUCCGCCGACCAUACGACCGAUGGAGCACCGCACUUUCCUCAAAGUCGGACCGAGUUCUGGGGACCAGAAGGAGUCCAGCCCCUUCGUGAUCGAGUGGAUCCCCGACGUUCUGCCUCGCUGUCAGAUGGGAGAGCUCAGGAUCAGCUUUGAAUUCGGCCACCAGCAGAGCGGCCAAUCGGAGUGCCAGGAGAAAGCGGGCGGGGCAGAGAAAAAAGCUCGCAGAAAGUCGGACGUCUCUCAGCCCAAAGUCCCGAAGAGUGUCGACGUUCUGCAGGUGGUUGUAUAACAGCCGCCAUGUUCCUUCCACUGUUACUGUAGCAAUCGCACAUUGAGAACAAGAACAUGUGGCCUCCACAUAAAUCUGUUUCCUAGUAUUAAUAUAUGCAAAGUAUGCAGAAUAAACUGCCAAGCAGGUUAUGGUUCUUGUUUCCACUGCUUUA